Molecule: messenger RNA, 2337 nt
Organism: Ustilaginoidea virens
Lineage: Eukaryota; Fungi; Ascomycota; Sordariomycetes; Hypocreales; Clavicipitaceae
Exons: 2
Coding region: 1-2337 (778 amino acids)
Biological process (GO): rRNA processing
Cellular component (GO): nucleus
Source: RefSeq, a predicted model, not a curated record
AUGACGCCGUCUCUGCCACCCGAUUUGAGGGUGCUGUGCAGGAAACUUGCAUCCAUCCCCCCGGCGGAACUUCCACAGGCUGUUCCCUCGCUCACGAAACACAUUGUCCGUUGUAGAGAUGUCUUGUCUUCUCCGCAGGAGCAGAAGCCCAGUGACAGCAAGUCCCAAUCCUCCCAGUUGCUUGGCAAGCUGCGAACCAGCAUCACCACUCUUUUGACCGGGAGGAGCCGCGAAGCGAGAUUCGCCGCCGUCUGUCUCGUCAAGUCCGUCGUUGAUGUCGGAGGUUGGGAAAUACUUCGCAACUGCGAGCCCUGGGUUCGUGGACUGCUGUCUGUCGUCCAGAAAGGAGACCCCUUUCCAUCAAGGGAACUGGCCGUGCUGGCUCUAACACGCAUAUAUACGGCAGCCCAGCCCUUCCAGACACUUGCGCGCGAGGUUGCCACUCCGUCCAUUCCCGCAUUCAUUACAGCCUGCUUGCGACUGGCCAAGCCCCAAGCUUCGACGGGCGUGCCAGCUCCUCCCUUGGGCACGGUCGAGACCGUAUGCGAUUCCUUCUCAACCCUGAUACCGUUGUAUCCCACAACCUUCAGACCCUUCAACUCUCCAAUCAAAUCCGCCAUCAGGGGCUACCUGGCACCCGCUCUGUCGGACGGCGUACUUGUCCCCGAGUCGUUGCGAUGCGCAGCUCGAAGACUGGCCAUUUCGCUUCACUGCGUGGCUGCCAAGGCCGGCGGCAGCGAAGACUGGGCUAAGCUGGUGGAUAAUCUGCUGCGCGAGCUGCACUGCACGGCGGACCAAGUCCUGCGGGCCGUUCAUGAAUCAUGGGAAGGGACGUUUGGAUACAAUCGGCAAAGGGUAGGGCCCGAGGGCAAGCCGAGAGGAGGCAGCCAUUCAGGCGAUCAGCUACCCCCUUGGGAAGGAUUGGAAUCCGGAGCCGAGCGUCUGCAAGGCAUAUUCGACUACCUGGCAGAGUGUCUGCGCUACCCCACAAAAGCGUCCGUGGUCAUCCCCCUUGGAGCUUUCAUGGAUGCAAUCUCGAGAGUCUGCCUGGUGGCAAGGCAGCACCCAAAGAGCCAACCUUGGGAUCAAGCAGUCGACACCAACGCCGCCAUCAGCCGAGAAGAAAAGGACGAGCUGUGGAGCGUCAUUUCCGAUAUGCACUUGUCCGCGCUCGGGCUGGCUUUGCUCAUGGUGCGCAGAUUUGGUCAGGGAAUGAUCCCCCUGGUUCCUGAAAUGCUCGAUCACCUCGUUCGAGUCUUCAAGUCCGGCAUCGCCAGCUCUCCUGUGCGGGUGGCAGGAUACCAGCUCUUGAACGCUAUCCUACCGCUGGUAGGCCCAACACUGUCCAAGGCCACGGUAGUGACGUUGGAGCCCUUCAUAGGCGCCUGCUGCCGCGACCUGCAGGAAGACGCGGGCUUCCUCAAGCCUCCUCCCAAGCCAUCAACAUCUUUGAAGAAGAAUGACUCGCUGAAGAGCAGUCUCGCGAAUGCAGAUCUCUUCCUGCAACGACAAGGAUCUGCGCCUGAGACAUUGGUAACUCUGGACGCGCAACACAAGGCUGCAGCCGCUGGCUUGCUGGCGAGACUCUUGUCAACUCUCCCCCAGCAUCAUCUGAAGCCCACUCUCCGCGGGCUUCUCGACAAAACAGCCAUCUUGACCGCCAACCGCGACGCCAUGUUGUUGAGCGUUUUAAACCCGUACAAGGACCCGCGCGGCCGCAUCUAUCCCAACAUCCUACCCCAUCUGACGCACCAGUUCCCGCAAGACCAAGGCCUGGAGAUCCUGCGAAGCAAUCUCCGCACCUCGGGCGUCUUGGGGCAUCAUGGCCGUGAAGAGCUCGCCGACCUUGCCGAAAUCGAGCAGGACGAAGAAGACGAAGAAGACGAAGCAUCACCAGACGAGGAUGACAAGGCGACGGGCGGUCUCCAAGAACCCGAUGUAACACCUGCGGAAACUACACUUGAAGAUGCUCUCGAACCUCUACGGCAGCCAGAUACAGGUCCUGGGACUCUUGGUCCCCCUGUGGAGAGCAAUCCGUUUGAAGUCAAAUCGUCGCACAGACCGAAUGCAUUCGACGUGGACAGUCUCAGCAAGCCUGAUUUUCCAGCAAAGCGAAAACCCGACGAUUUGGAAGCGAGCCCAUCAAAGCGACAGGAAACUUCAAAGCCAGCGGCAGCGUCUCUACCAGAGCCACUUCCAAGACAAGAUGCGGAAGAUGCGGAAGAUGACGAGAGCGACGAGAGCGACGAGAGCGUGCAUCUAAACAUGGAGCUGGAUGAGGAUGAGGAUGAGGAUGAGGGUGAGGAUGAGGAUGAUGAGAAAGGACACCGGUCAUGA